AACCCUCACAGAGCAAAAGAGGAUCUUCAAAACCUGAGAGGAUAUGGACGCGUACCAGCAACAGCCUCACCGGUACAUGCGACCUCCACCGCCGCAACCUCCUCAGCCGCCGCCCACGAUGGAUCCUCACCACCAGUACCACCAUCAGUACGCUCAACCACCGCGAGCACCGACUCCUCAACCCUCAUAUUAUCCAAACCAGUUCCAAUACCAGCACCACCAAUCUCACUCUUCUCCAUCGCCGCCUCCUCCUCCUCCUCCUCCUCCUCCUCCCCCAGCACCAUCCCAGUGGGGUCCACCACCUCCCACUGUACCUUAUCCCGGGCAUCCCCAUGGAGCUGCCGCAGGCAAUCACUUUCCUCCCCAUCCUCCUCGUCCUCACUUGCCUCCCCCUCAGAUUCCUCAUUCUUACCCUCAGGUCAAUCAGGAAUGGAGCAACCCAAAUUGGUCUUAUCACCAUGGUUGGGAUUACUCAGCACAUAACAAUGUAGAGGACUGGGGUGCAAAGGCUAGAGAGUGGGCAAAUGCUAGGGCUGCAAUGCAGGAACAGCAGCAACCACAAUCUCAGUUUACAUCAGUGGGCAGACCCGAAGACCAAAACCGUUUUCAUGAUCAAUAUCAACAGGCUGUUGAUACCCAUUACCAAGAUGGUCAACAACAAUCACUUCCAACAUUGAAUUAUCAGCAGUUUCCUGCUCCAGCUGCAUCUGCUCAUGGGCCACCCAUGAUGUAUCCUCAGGAGAGUUUCUCUGGCAACUUGGCACCAUCAUAUAAUAUUGCUGACGGACAUCAAAAUUACCAAGUCAAGGAAGGAGCUUCAGCUGUGGAUUCAAAUACUGGAUUUCUUCAUCAAGAAAGUUUACCUACCACUUCAUCCAUUCAUCAGCAGGAGGUACCUUCUAGUUAUUCUUCUGUUUCAGAGAAAGAAGAUUCAUCAGUUUCAUCUGCUCAGCAGUUACAACAAUUGCAAAUGUCAGUACCUGCUGCUGGUAGAUCAGGCACAAUUGAACCAUCAUUCAUGUAUGGAAGUCAGGCAGUUGAUCCUGCAGCUGAUCUUAGUGAUCGACCUUUAGAUUUUGCACCUAGGUUUAAUGAACAGGAUCCGCACAUUCACUCCAGCUUCACUGCUCAUCAUGAGUCAGUGGGAGUUGGUAGAGGCAUCGACCCUGUUACAGCAGUACCUUCUAUUAAUGCUUGGACCCCUCCUGUUGCACCUCCUGUAGUUUAUCCUCCAAUUCCUCCAGUCCUCCCAUUGGGAGCACAGCAUGAUCCUUCUAUGGCUUUGCCUUCUCUAUCUGGGCAUUCUGCUCCGCCAUUUGGAAGGUUUCCUGGACCAAAUUUCCAGCCAACUAUACCAACAGCCAGUGCAUCUUUUGAUCUGGGCACUGGAGCUCCUCUUCAUCCUUCUGCAGCCUUUCCUGGGGAUACAUAUGGAAGUGUUUCUGAACGUCCUAAGAAGGCUCCUGUGCCCAAUUGGCUUAAAGAGGAAAUCAUUAAGAACAAAGCUGCUAUAGCUAAGUCUUCUUUAGAGCAUCCUAAAGAGGAAACACAAUUCAUUGAAGAUGAAAGUUUUGAUAAAUCUUUUGGUAAGGGUGAUCAAGCAGAUAGCAAAAGUGUUGAUUCUUCUAGGUCAACUGAAGAAGAGGAUGAUGAUGAGGAUUAUGUGGAAGCAGCUAGAACUGCAGCAGUAAACCAGGAAAUAAAACGAGUUCUAACUGAAGUCCUUUUAAAGGUUACAGAUGAGUUAUUUGAUGAAAUUGCAACAAAAGUUCUAAGUGAAGAUGACCUUACAGUCGAAGUCAACCACAAUAAUUUGAAUUCAAGACCAUCUCCCUUAGCCGUGCCAGCUGCCAAGGCUUCUGCAAGGGUUGUGGUUCCAGGUAAAGGCAAGGAAUCUGAUGGUGUUGGUCUCAGUGAAAAAUCUAAUUCAAGCUCCCCUGGCGAUGUUCUGGGUCUUGCAAACUAUGCUUCUGAUGACGACAACGACGAUGACGAUGCUGAAGAAACUCAAAGUUCCAUACCAGAGUCUAGGAAUAAUUCUAUUCUUCAGCCAUCCAGCAUUAAAAGGCUUUCAGAAAACAUGCUUGAUGCAGCUGAAAAUGGCAAUUCACAUGUAGAACCCAAUGAACAUUUUAGAUCUGAAAAGAAUUUGGGAAGUGAUCUGAUCCAGCCAAAAGAGAACAAGAAUACUGCUGUUGCUGGAUUGGGUGAAAAUGGGGCAGGUAGGGUGCAUGAACAUCCAUAUUCUUCCAGGAUGGUUUCCAGGAAUGAAAUUAAUGCUAACAGUGAAAAACCAUGGGAUGGAAGUAAUGGUUCUCAAGUGAAUGAUACUUUAGGAGAAAAGGCUAUGGCCACAUCUGAGCCGCCUGAAAAGGAUAUGGGUAAAAAAUCUAGAAAAGAUGAUUCUCAAGGUAGGGAAUCUGGACUAAAAUCAGAGAAGGAUGAUCGUCAUGAAAAUAGUAAGAGUUCUGGAAAGGACCCUGGUAGGGAAGUAGAGAUCGGCAGGGUUAGGGAAGAUGAGAAGGGAGAUGAGAAUCGUCGGAGACAGGAUGAAAGGCAUCUAAGGAAGGAAAAGGCAGAUGACCGCAAUGGCUUGAAAGAGCAUGGUGUGAAGACUGGGAAUAAAGCCAAGGAAUCUGAAUCACAAAGGCGAUCCAACCAUCUUGAUACCAAGGAUGAAAAGAAACAUGCAGAGAGAUCCCAUAGAGGCACGAAAGAAGAGGUUGACAGAAAAAGAGAACAAACAAAAGAGGAUGAUAGGGCAAGACAUAAACUUGGAAGUGACUCAAGCAGGCACAAAAGAAGAAGAUCUUCAUCCCCAAGCAGUAGAGGCAGAAGCAGCAAGGACAACUCUGGUAGUCAUGCCAAUGACUCAAGUGAUGAAGUAUCAGAUGAUUCAAAGAGGAAGUUGCAUACAAGAAAGCGUAACUCAUCACCGUCACCUGUCAGGUCCAGGAGAAGGUACUUGUAUCAGUUCAUCACUUUUCCUCCUAUCUCCAAUUUAGAAGCCUGGAAGAUCUCAUUUUUAGAUUGUUUGACUUCUAGUGUAGUUUGAGUCUUGGCAGGUUUGAUUGUCAAAUUUUAAGUCUUUCUGGAAAUCUCUCAUCACAGUUCAUGGCUUUAGAACCCUGUAAACAGUUUGGUUUGUUAUGCUGAGAUAUCAUUGUCAUAAUUGAAGUUAAAAUAAGGUCUUCCAUUUAGUCUCAUUCUUAUGACCAUUGCCAAUGAGUAGGUUCCUAUACAAUUCUUAAGGAAGAAGGUGGACCAGCUUCUGUAACACUCGGUAGUACAAUAUAGCUUUCAUGUGUUUUAUUAUGUCCCACAGACUUUGUUUUGAAGUGGUUAAUGAUUUUACUUAAUUAAUUAAUGAAUUUUGCAAUGAUGCAAUGAUUCCUUUUGAUGAUUAAUUAUUUUGGCCAAUAAUUUUUGAGGUUUUGGUGGAUGUCACCAUGAGAUAAUUUUCUGUUGUGUUGAAAUGGAUUCCUGUUCUGUCAAAAGAUAUAUACUGAGUAUAGUGGUCACAUCCUUGUUCUUUCCUUUUUCUGACUCUUUAGAUGUAAAGCAUGCAUCAUUUUGCAUUAUCUUCUUUUUAUCAAUGAAGAAUGAUGCUGCAAUGCAAAUUUUCCCAUCGGAGUGAAGAAAUUCUUUAUUGAACUUGAAGUCUCAGUCUUGUGGUAUCUCUUUCCUUGUAUUCUUUCUCAUUGUUAUUAACAUUCCUUUUAACUGUAGUUAGUGUUAACUUUGCUAAGAAUUAUAUAACAUUUGGUAAACUAGUGAUCCUGCUGUUUGUUGACAGCAAUUGACUUUUCAGUUGCGUGCUUGACCCAGGUGAAACUAGAGCUUCUUUUUUCCAGUUUUAGUUUUGGAGUUGAAACAAGAUACAGUAAAACUGGGUCUAUCUAUUGUUGACUGCAGUUAGUUUUAAGGAUUUGGCUCUAUGCUCUCUCUUAUGUUUGUGAUACUUGACAGUGUUUAACAAUAGAUCUUUAUGCCAUUA
This is a messenger RNA of Rubroshorea leprosula, 3997 nucleotides long. Lineage: Eukaryota; Viridiplantae; Streptophyta; Magnoliopsida; Malvales; Dipterocarpaceae. The record is from the annotation of a GenBank genome assembly.